AUGAUGCCAAAAAUUUUUUACUUUAUUUUUAUUUCAUUAUUCAUUAUCUACCUUGGUUAUCCUGUUAAUUGUGUUAAAUAUUCUCAAGAUGAAAUAUCAUCAUUUUUUUCACAACAACAACCUAAACAAAAAUAUCCUAUAUCUACAAAUGAAAAUUAUGAAAUACCAUAUAAACCAUAUUCAUCAUAUAUAUUAGAUCAACGUUAUCAAUAUCAUCCACAUGGAAUUAAAAGAGUUAGUGAACAUGAUAUUAAUACAUUAUUAAGAAAUACAUGGAUUGGAUGA
Molecule: messenger RNA, 285 nt
Organism: Strongyloides ratti
Lineage: Eukaryota; Metazoa; Nematoda; Chromadorea; Rhabditida; Strongyloididae
Exons: 1
Coding region: 1-285 (94 amino acids)
Source: RefSeq, a predicted model, not a curated record